AUGGCUAUCAAACAAAUUGUCGCCAGCUCAAUGGCGAGCUGCCAGUCCACCACGUUGCUGGCCAUUUUCGUCGCGCUUGGUGCUGUGUCGUACAUCGCAUUCUUCAGGAAACCAAGCCUCAACAUGCCAGUUGUGGUCCCUGAUCCGGGCCCGGAAGGAGUUUUCAACACCCUCACGCGAUUGUACGAGAAGUACCCCGACACUCCCUUCAUGUUGAAGACAUCGAGGCCAAUUGUCAUCCUCCCCGGCAAUCUCGUUGACGAUGUCAAGAACAUGCCCGAAGACAAGGUCUCGCUCCAUGCCGAGGUCAAGAUCGACCACUCCAUGGCCGUGACCAAGGUCGGAGGCGGCACAUACGGCAGCGAGUUGCUGCCCACCGUCCGCAUCGAUCUGACCAGACAUACCAACGGCGCCAUCCCCGCCAUCCUGGACGAGUUGCGCUUCGCCAUGGACAUCGAGCUCAACGAUGUCGGCAGUGACAAGUGGUCGACCAAGAUGCUUCACAUGAGCGUCACCAAGAUGUCGGCCCUCAUGCUCUCGCGCAUCUUCAUCGGUCGCCCCAUCAGCCGUCGCCCCGAGUGGCUGCGCUCGGCCAUCGGGUACACUAUCGAUCUCAUGCGCGCCCGCCACGCGUUGAACAAAUACCCCUACUGGCUGCGUCUGAUCAUUGGCAAGUGGGUUCCCGAGGUCAAGCAGAUGCAGUCCCAUCUGGAAAGCGGCAAGAAGAUCCUCAUGCCCAUUGUCGAGAACCUGGUCAAGGAGAGGACCAGCAUGAAGAACCCAAACUCGUGGGAGGACGAGAAGAAGCCUCUCCAGCACUACAUGUCCGACGAAGAAGCGCUCGAGUUUGACGACGCGCAGGGCACUUUUUGCUCGUGGCUGUUGAAGUACGCCAUCAUCCCCGAGGGCGCCUCGAAUGAGGACAUUGCGACCUCCCUGGCCCUCAACCAACUUGCCCUGUCGUGGGUGUCCAUCCACAGCGUGAGCUACACGGUCACUCGUGCCAUGUAUGAUCUCGCCACCAGACCAGAGUACUUCGCCCCCCUCCGUCAGGAGAUCGAGGAUAUCCUGAAGGAGGACGGGUUCACCACGGACGAGAAGGGCCGCAGAAUCAUGGAACGCACAUCUUACGUCAAGCUGAGGAAGCUCGACAGCUUCCUGAAGGAGAGCAUGAGACUCUGCCCGAACAAGCUCGUCAACAUGGCCCGCAUCGUCCAGAGCCCUGUCACCCUCUCGACGGGCCACACGCUGCCCGCCGGCACUCGUAUCGGUGUCCCGGUGUACCACGUCAUGACCUCCCCCAGCACGCAACAGACCUACGACGAGAGCGCGGGCAUGGCACCCGCCAACGAGUUUGACGGCUUCAGGUUCUACAAGCUGCGCCAGCAGGACGGCAACGAGAACAAGUUCCACUACAUCACGACGACGUCCGACUACCUGGCCUGGGGGCUCGGCACCCACAGCUGUCCGGGCCGCUUCUUCAGCAGCACCGCCAUCAAGGUGCUCUUUGUCGAAAUGCUUCGCUUCUGGGACUUUAGGCUCGUGGGCGACGUCGACCGCAAGGGCGGGCCGGCUGUCGGCCACAGGCUCAACGACUUCACCCUGACGACGGAUGUCACGGUUCCGCUUGAGAUUAAGCGUUUGGAGGGGGCUAACUAG
This is a messenger RNA of Colletotrichum destructivum, 1659 nucleotides long. RefSeq names its product Putative cytochrome P450. The transcript has 3 exons. The record is from RefSeq and is a predicted model, not a curated record. NCBI's taxonomy places the organism in Eukaryota, Fungi, Ascomycota, Sordariomycetes, Glomerellales, Glomerellaceae. Bases 1 to 1659 code for a protein of 552 amino acids. Gene Ontology annotation, molecular function: heme binding; oxidoreductase activity, acting on paired donors, with incorporation or reduction of molecular oxygen; monooxygenase activity.